This is a messenger RNA of Oncorhynchus masou masou (cherry salmon), 1122 nucleotides long. Its product is annotated as interferon gamma 1-like. The coding region runs from base 155 to 697 and encodes 180 amino acids. Lineage: Eukaryota; Metazoa; Chordata; Actinopteri; Salmoniformes; Salmonidae. Gene Ontology annotation, biological process: immune response. The record is from RefSeq and is a predicted model, not a curated record. The transcript is spliced from 4 exons. Gene Ontology annotation, molecular function: type II interferon receptor binding. Gene Ontology annotation, cellular component: extracellular region.
CAGUCAGACAGACACAGAAGAACAAGACUUGGGUCGUCUCAGCUACAAGGUGGUCUCGUUAAGUCAACUCAAGUCAAGGCCUUUGACUGAAGUUAUCGUACACAGAUUGAGGACUAUUGAGCUUUGAGGGAACUUCAGCGUGACGUUGAGGGCCAUGGAUGUGUUAUCAAGGGCUGUGAUGUGUUUCUGCUUGAUGGGCUGGAUGACUUUAGGAUGGAGUCAUGCUGCUCAGUACACAUCAAUUAACAUGAAGAGCAACGUAGACAAACUGAAAGUCCACUAUAAGAUCUCCAAGAACCAGCUGUUCAACGGAAACCCUGUUUUCCCCAAGGACACGUUUGAGGACAGUGAGCGGAGGGUGUUGAUGAGUGUGGUUCUGGACGUGUAUCUGAGUAUCUUCAGCCAGAUGCUGAACCAGACGGAGGACCAGGAAAUGAUUGAGAGUCUGAAAUAUGUCAAGGGGAAAAUUCAGGAUCUCCAGAACCACUAUUUCCUGGGGAGGAUACCUGAGCUGAGGACACACCUGCAGAACCUGUGGGCCAUCGAGACCAGUGACACCACAGUCCAGGGGAAGGCUCUGUCCGAGUUCAUUACCAUCUACGAGAAAGCCUCCAAACUGGCCCUGAAGUUCCAUCUAAAGAAGGACAACCGCAGGAAGAGACGGCAAGCCCAGAGGCUCAAAUCACACAUCAUGUAGAUGACCAAUCGUGUCUACUGUGAAGGCUAGCUGUAGGGUGAAGAUACACCUGGAAGCUGACCUUGGGUCAGUUUAGCAUUUCCCCCUCUAACAGUGAAGGUUAGGAUUGGGGGAGGGAGCUGAUCCUAGAUCUGUACCUAGAGGAACCCCCCCCCCCCCCCCGAGCCACAAAACUCUAUUUAUAUUGUUAAGUUAUUUAAUCUAUUUUUAAUUUAUUUAAUUUAUUAUUAAGUUAUUUAAUCUAUUUAAGUUAUUUAUCAUUGUCAAAAGAGUAUUUAUUUUUCAUGAAUCAAAAGGAAUCUAUUUUGUUAAUUAAUAUUUAUUAUUUCUUAUAUAAAAAAUGCUUUUCUCUUGGAAUAUAAAGAGUUGUUUCUUGCAGUUGACGCAAGAUCUGUAAGUUCUACAAGAGAAUAAACUGACAUUAA